Molecule: messenger RNA, 2736 nt
Organism: Erinaceus europaeus (western European hedgehog)
Lineage: Eukaryota; Metazoa; Chordata; Mammalia; Eulipotyphla; Erinaceidae
Gene: TMEM156
Product: transmembrane protein 156
Exons: 7
Coding region: 207-1106 (299 amino acids)
Source: RefSeq, a predicted model, not a curated record
AGGUAGUUUUAUUAAUGGAAACUGAUUUGAAAUGAAGAGGCAUCAGUUCAUGGCCUUUUUUUUUUUUUUUUCAGUCUUACCCCAAAGGAAGUGAGUAUGAGGUAGCUUGUAUAAACUCACAGUGCCGUGCAGAGAUGAAACUUGAACCAGGAAGAAGCAUGCCACCAGUGUGCUGGCUGGGCACACAUGGUGUCAUGUGAAGAGACAUGGCAAAAACUAUCCUCCUGAAAUUUCUUUUGGCAGUUGUGAUCACAUUCAUUUUAAUUUUGCCAGAAUAUUUCAAAGCACCAAAUGGAAACACAUUGGAGUUAUCGUGUCUGGAAGUGUGUUUACAGUCUAAUUUCACCUCUUCACUCCCCUUAAAUAUUUCUUUUGUGGCUUUUCUGCCAUCAGCAAGGGAAACUCAGACGGUUCUGAGACUCUUUCUAAAUCACUCCAACUUUCAGAACUUCACCAGGAUUUGCCAAGACAUCAGCAGAGAAUUUAAAAUGUGCUCCUCUUGCUUAGUUUGUGAAUCCCAAGGAAACACAGAUUUUAUUUCUAAGGAGAAAACAUCAAAAGUUCUGGUCAUGAAAGGAUUAAUGGAAGAGAAGGCAAAUGAUUUUUAUUCACCUUGUCAACAUUUUAAUUUCACAGUACCUCCUCUAGUUGACAGCUUAGAGGAAUAUAACUUUAGCUGUAAUGCAAAAAAUCACACUAGGCCAGAAAUUAUGGAGGAAGAUUCAAGCAAAGAAAAGUCAACAAACACCUGUAGAAUUACUGAACACCUGAAUAAUUGUGUACACAUCUCUUUGUACCUAGAAAUGAGUGUAAGAACUAUCACUUGUUCUAUGAAGAUCACUUGGUAUGUUUUAGUUCUAUUAGUUUUUGUAGCUUUGCUCAUCCUCAUUGUCCACAAAGUACUUGAAGACCUCAGAAGAACACAGAAGUGGCAGAGUCAUAAAUACAAGUCUACAUCUGUCUUCUUAAGAGAAAGUGAUUCUGAGAAACUUAGAACAUUGAAUGUGCGGGUUAUUUCAGACACUGCCCGGAGACUGCCCUUAAUCCAAGUUAAGGGAGUACUCCCUCAGAUCCCAGAACUGGAAGUUACUUCUGUGGAGCUUUAGCAAGGUCAGCAUACCUGAAGUCUCUGAAAUUGCCUCAGUAGCCAUUAUGUUUGCCGGAGCUGUGCUGGUUUACUCAGAAGAUUAAAGACUAUUUGGCUGAGAAAGUUGGAGUCCUUUUUCAAUGAGAUGAAAAUGCCAAAUUUUGCUGCUUACAUCAUCGAAGUUUGUAUAAACUAUACAUUUGCAAUGGAUUGGGGUUUUCUGAGGAAAGCAUGGAGAGAUUUAUUUAGUUACCAAAAUUAUCUCAGAACUUUAUAGGAAACAUGAUCACAAAGAAAUCCAAAUCAUGCAGAUGGUCUCAGAAUUCAAUUUUCUUGAAAACCGAACUAUGUGUUUUAUUUAUUUGUUUGCUUAUGUAUUUAUUUUGCUUUAUUGUGCAUGAUCCAACUGUUUCUAGGCUGAUUUUUAAAUUGUAUAUAUAUAUAGAGAGUGGGGGAAAGGAGAAAAAUGAAGGGAGAGGCAUUACAGCACUGCUCCUGGCCCAUCAUCUGUGGCAUUUCCCCUGGAUGGCAUGAUGCUCCCAUCUGGUUGGGGCUUGAACCCAGGGCUUUGACCAGGUGAUUCUCCUCUGGGCUUCAAUCUAUAUAUUUUGCACUUUAAAUAUCUGGUAAGGCUUAUUCUCUUACCUUCAUGAUCUAAGCAAUUUCUAUUAUUAUUAUUAUUUUUAUCUUUAUAUAUUUUUGGGGAUAGAAACAGCCAGAAAUCGAGAAGGAAGGGGGAGGGAGAGGGGGAGAGACAGAGAGACACCUGCAGCACUGCUCCACCACUUAUGAAGCUUUCCUCCUGCAGGUGGGGACAGAGGGCUUGAACCUGGGUUCUUUUUUUUUUCUUCAAAACAUUUAUUUAUUUCCUUUUUUUUGCCUUUGUCGUUUUCAUUGUUGUAGGUUAUUAUUGUUAUUGAUGUCAUUGUUGCUGGAUAGAACAGAGAGAAAUGAAGAGAGGAGAGGAAGACAGAGAGGGGGAGAGAAAGAUAGACACCUGCAGACCUGCUUCACCGCCUGUGAAGCGACUCCCCUGCAGGUGGGGAGCCGGGGGCUCAAACCAGGAUCCUUCCACUGGUCCUUGCACUUUGCGCCAUAUAUGCUGAACUCGCUGCGUUACUGCCCGACUCCCUGAACCCGGGUUCUUGCACACUGUAACAUGUGCACUCAACCAAGUGCGCCAUCACCCGGCUGUGAUCUAAGCAAUAUCUUUUGCUUCUUCUUUUGCUUUUUAAAAAUUAUGGUACCUGGGUCAUGCAAAGAUAGAUUUUCAUUAUAAAACAUUGAGAUAUUACAAAUUAACACUGGAGUCCCCUUUGACUAAUGCUACAUUCUGACAUUCUUCCUCAUUCUUUCACAUACCCUUCUACCCCUCACCACAAGCACUGAUAUUAAUAGUUUGUGAUUAUUCUUCCAGGUCUUCUUGUAGGGAGUGUGGCUAUGUGAAUGUAAAGGAUGUGUGCUCAUGUGUGGUAUUUCUUGGGUCUAUGUGUUACUUUAGGGAAACUUACUACAAGUAUACUAUUGUAACAUUUUCUUUUUACUUGGAGACUUAAUAGUACAGAGAUCUACCCCAUUCUGCUAUGAACUGAAUAUUUUAUCCCUUUCUCCCUCCACACAUACCCUCCAAUUCAUAUGGUGAAGCCUAA